Molecule: messenger RNA, 2217 nt
Organism: Drosophila subobscura
Lineage: Eukaryota; Metazoa; Arthropoda; Insecta; Diptera; Drosophilidae
Gene: nAChRalpha1
Product: acetylcholine receptor subunit alpha-like 1
Exons: 11
Coding region: 499-2217 (572 amino acids)
Biological process (GO): monoatomic ion transmembrane transport; chemical synaptic transmission; nervous system process
Cellular component (GO): synapse; postsynaptic membrane; neuron projection
Molecular function (GO): acetylcholine-gated monoatomic cation-selective channel activity; transmembrane signaling receptor activity
Source: RefSeq, a predicted model, not a curated record
CAGAGAACAGCCAGAGCCCGUAGAUACAAGCGAGCAGGUGGCGUGCUGCUAUACAGCAGCACCAUUGCUGCCAUUAAAAUAGACGCCGCAGCGCAACAGCAACGCUGCCGUCGUCACAAUCAGCGCCAGCGACAGCAUCAUCCACAUCAUCGACAUCGUAGACGACGACGGCGCAGCAGCGGACACAACAACUGCAAUUGCAGCGGCAAUCAAAGCAUUGGCAACAGCAACACCGGCAGCAGCAGCAGCAGCAGCAGCAGCCUGUUGGCCGUAGUGGGUGUGGCAAGCAGCUGCCCCUUGCUCGCCACUCAGCAGCUCAUUGACGACAGUGGCAGCGGCAGCGACGACGAGAGCGGCGCAGCGACAACGCAGCGGCUGCAACAUUGCCAGGCGGAGGAGCAGCAGCAACCAGUACGACGGCAACGCCGACACCACAACGGCCUGUCAUUUGUAGGCAAUGCAACGCUCUCAGCAGCAACGGGUUGGACCUGGCCUAAGAUGGGUAGCGUGCUCUUCGCAGCUGUAUUCAUCGCAUUGCACUUUGCCACCGGCGGCCUGGCCAACCCAGAUGCAAAGCGCCUCUACGACGAUUUGCUGAGCAAUUACAAUCGCCUCAUACGACCCGUGGGCAACAAUUCGGAUCGACUCACCGUCAAAAUGGGGCUGCGACUAUCACAGCUGAUCGAUGUGAACUUGAAGAAUCAAAUUAUGACCACCAAUGUCUGGGUGGAGCAGGAAUGGAAUGACUAUAAAUUGAAAUGGAAUCCCGACGAUUACGGCGGCGUGGACACGCUGCAUGUGCCCUCUGAGCAUAUAUGGCUGCCGGAUAUUGUGCUCUAUAACAACGCCGAUGGCAACUAUGAAGUGACAAUAAUGACAAAGGCAAUUCUGCAUCACACCGGCAAGGUGGUGUGGAAACCGCCGGCCAUUUACAAAUCCUUUUGCGAAAUUGAUGUCGAAUACUUUCCCUUCGAUGAGCAGACAUGUUUCAUGAAAUUCGGCUCCUGGACAUACGAUGGUUAUAUGGUUGACUUGCGGCACUUGAAGCAAACCGCCGACUCGGAUAACAUCGAAGUGGGCAUAGAUCUGCAGGAUUACUAUAUAUCCGUUGAGUGGGACAUUAUGCGUGUGCCGGCGGUGCGCAACGAAAAGUUCUACAGCUGCUGCGAGGAGCCCUAUCUGGACAUUGUGUUCAAUCUGACGCUGCGGCGAAAGACGCUCUUCUACACCGUUAACCUAAUCAUUCCCUGCGUGGGCAUCUCGUUCCUGUCCGUGCUCGUGUUUUAUCUGCCCAGCGACUCGGGCGAGAAGAUCUCACUGUGUAUCAGCAUUCUGCUGUCGCUCACUGUGUUCUUCCUGCUGCUGGCCGAAAUUAUUCCGCCGACCUCGCUGACAGUGCCGCUGCUCGGGAAAUAUCUACUCUUUACCAUGAUGCUGGUUACGCUCUCCGUUGUGGUCACCAUUGCGGUGCUUAAUGUGAACUUUAGAUCUCCUGUUACGCAUCGCAUGGCGCCGUGGGUGCAGCGUGUCUUCAUACAAAUCCUGCCCAAGUUGCUGUGCAUUGAGCGGCCUAAGAAGGAGGAGCCCGAGGACGAUCAGCCGCCCGAAGUGCUCACCGACGUCUUUCACCUGCCGCCGGAUGUGGAUAAGUUUGUCAACUACGACACGAAGCGUUUCAGUGGCGACUACGGCAUACCAGCACUACCCGCCUCCCAUCGCUUCGAUUUGGCCGCAGCGGGCGGCAUUAGCGCCCAUUGCUUUGCGGAACCACCGCUGGCCUCCUCACUGCCACUGCCAGGCGCCGACGAUGAUCUGUUCAGUCCAGCGGGGCUCAACGAUCUCAGUCCGGGCUGCUGUCCGGCAGCUGCAGCUGCUGCUGCUGCUGCGGCCGCUGCUGCCGCCGAUCUCAGCCCUACGUUCGAGAAGCCCUAUGCCCGGGAAAUGGAAAAGACCAUCGAGGGAUCACGCUUCAUAGCCCAGCAUGUAAAGAACAAGGAUAAGUUUGAGAGUGUGGAAGAGGAUUGGAAGUACGUUGCCAUGGUAUUGGAUCGUAUGUUUCUUUGGAUUUUCGCAAUCGCUUGCGUGGUCGGAACAGCGCUUAUUAUAUUGCAAGCGCCUAGUCUGUACGAUCAAUCGCAGCCGAUUGAUAUACUCUAUUCGAAAAUUGCCAAAAAGAAAUUCGAGCUGCUCAAAAUGGGUAGCGAUAAUACCUUAUAG